ACUUACCCUUUGUGUAUACCUACCUCAGUUGCUACAAGAAGAAUAGAAAGUCGGCUGAAGGUGGUGUGCCUUCCCAUUUUAUUUUUUCUGUUGGUAUGUUCUUUUCUGAAGCUUAGGUUCGCAUAGUGUAUUUUAAUUCGCUUCUUCCAAUUGAAGUAAUUCUUUCGUUUUCUUAUUCUUUUCAAUAUGGUCGCAAACAAAAACCUUUUUUUCUCGUAUUUGGUGUUGUCUGCUUUUGGAACUGUUUUCUUUUUUCUCAUCAUGUACCGGUCAUGGUGCACUGAAACAAAGACGGCUUUACUAUUGGAGGAGAUGUUCCUUAGUCCUUUAUAUACAAACCAGAGCACGGCUCCUCGUCCCUUACGAAUGUGUUUGGGCGUUUUCUCACAUGCAAACAAUGUGGAACGAAGACGUCUGUUGCGUGAGGACUACCACCACUACAUCAGGGAAUUUGCUAGCAAGGACAAGAUUGACGUCAAGUUUGUCUUAGGUGUUCCAGAUACAAAUGAAGGAUUGGCUGCUAUUCGUGAAGAGCAGCGAAAGUACGGUGACCUUGAAGUUCUCCCUAUUGGGGAAAACGUGGAUCGUGGAAAAAGUAUUGUAUACUUUCAAACAUUUUUGAAGGGAUAUCGAUCAUAUCCUUUGCUUUCAGAUGUUGCUGAUGGUCAUCUUUUAAAAAACAUACAGUAUCAGGGGGGAACGUUUGUCUAUAAUGAAACAAUUGAGACCCAUGAACUUCCUGGGAUGAAGGAAUUUCAGGAUUUAGGUGCUCCGCGAGAUGAAUAUGAUUUUAUAGCAAAAGUUGACGAUGAUGCAUAUGUCAACUUACCAUUGCUAUUCUCAGAACUUCGUCCUCACAUUGGUGAGGAUGAAUUUUACUUUGGACGAGAUUGUACUCGUAAAGAGUUGCCGACAUCCGUCCGUGAGUUCCCUUAUAUGUGCGGUUUUGCUUAUGUUGUUUCACCAGACAUCGCCCAUCACAUCGCUAGUGGUCGUGAAAUCGUUUAUCCAUGGGAGGAUGUUCAAACCGGUUAUAAUAUUUAUAAGUCUGGCGAUGUUCAAAAUAUUAAGUUUACCAGAUACAAUCUGUACGAUCUAGUUUUGCAUAGCGAAGGCUAUAAUCCUCGCCAGGCUUUCCUUCGUUUUGACGCACUUGUUGUGCACAAGCUCAAAACAAAUCAACUUUCGGCUUCGGUAAUUGAAUGGUACCGAAAAAUGUACGAGCAUCGUGCUUACUGUCAAACUUUGUCCGGCAAUGAAAAGCGGUUUUGUAUGAAGGCGUCUUAUCCUUUGGUUGCUACCGAGGGUAACACUUAAUCAUAUAAAGCUUUGUCUUAUACUUGUUUCUCUUAACUUUUUUUCUGUAUAUUGCUCAUUUUCUUCUAUUUGCAUUUUCAUUUCUUGCAGAUUAGUAAACCUUUACUUGUCUCUCUUUUCUUCUCUGUUUUUCUUUUUCUUUCUUUAAUGAACCGUACUGCAUUUUCUUUCUUAUGUAUAUAUUAUGUCUUUUCUGAUUAUCAUAUUCUCAUUUGGUAUUAUUAAGUCUUAAUCUACUAUUUCGUUUUAUAUUUUGUUUUACUUUUGUUUUAUUAAAUUUUAUUCUCCUAAUAAUUGUUGUUUUCUUUCCAA
Schizosaccharomyces cryophilus OY26 is the source of this 1629-nucleotide messenger RNA. RefSeq names its product galactosylxylosylprotein 3-beta- galactosyltransferase Pvg1. The record is from RefSeq and is a predicted model, not a curated record. Gene Ontology annotation, cellular component: membrane. Bases 187 to 1317 code for a protein of 376 amino acids. Lineage: Eukaryota; Fungi; Ascomycota; Schizosaccharomycetes; Schizosaccharomycetales; Schizosaccharomycetaceae. Gene Ontology annotation, molecular function: hexosyltransferase activity. The transcript has a single exon.